Molecule: messenger RNA, 1390 nt
Organism: Punica granatum (pomegranate)
Lineage: Eukaryota; Viridiplantae; Streptophyta; Magnoliopsida; Myrtales; Lythraceae
Source: RefSeq, a predicted model, not a curated record
UCAAAAAAAAAAAAGCUCUCCCUCUCUCUCUCUCUCCCCCUCUCCCCUCAAAUUCUUUCAUCCUCGCCAAAACCAAAUUCACUACGUCAUUCCUCCAUUUCCAUCAAUCAUCACCGUCGCAGAUUCGAAGCAAUGGCGAAUCGGAAGAUUCAACUGCGGCAAUCAACAAUCCCGUUCUCUCCGUAGAUAGAAUCUUUCUUGCCCCUUGCUGUCUCUGUCUUCCAAUCGAAUCCCUCAGUUCUCUCGCUCCGAAGCUUCUUUUUCCGGAAGGGAAAUGUCGAGGCUGUGGAAAUGGUACCAGAACUGCCUGAGGGAUCACCCCGUGAAGACGCAGGUUGUCAGCUCCGGCCUGAUUUGGGCUGUCGGCGACGUGGCCGCCCAGACCGUUACCCACACCACUGCCAAGCGGCACAAGCUCGAGGACGAAAAUAAGGAAUUAAAGAUCAAUUGGAGAAGAGUGGCUACUACCAGCUUGUUUGGGUUUGGAUUUGUUGGACCCGUGGGCCAUUAUUGGUAUGAAGGUUUGGACCGGUUAAUACGGUUGCGGUUUCAAAUGCACCCAAACUCCUCGCGGUUUGUUGCCUCCAAAGUAGCAAUUGAUGGGUUCAUAUUUGGGCCAUUGGAUUUACUUGUAUUUUUCACUUAUAUGGGCUUUUCCACCGGAAAGAGUGUUCCGCAAAUUAAAGAAGAUGUGAAGAGAGACUUUAUUCCUGCCUUCAUUUUCGAAGGAGCCAUAUGGCCAAUCGUCCAAGUUGCAAAUUUCCGAUACAUACCUGUCAGGUACCAACUCUUGUAUGUGAACACCUUCUGCUUGUUAGAUAGCUGUUUCUUGUCGUGGAUUGAGCAACAAGAGGAUGCUCCGUGGAAGAAGUGGUUGUCUUCUUUGGUACCCUUGAAUGAUAAGAAAGGCCAUGGUGAAUGAUAUCCGUAAAAGACAGCGGAUCAUCUUCCAUGUUUAACCGGCUCCAGAUAUAUAGCCAAACCUAUACAUGUCUGGACAAGGUAAAUUGUGGAGGAGUCUGAUUAAUGCCCACUACAGUUUUUGAAAUUGGGAAAAUUCGAGGGCGCUGGGAGGGGUGAGAUGAGAUUUGUAGUCUUCGGUUGUUUUGAUAUUUCAUUUUUGAAUGAAUAGGAAGGGACAUUCGUGUUCUUUACAUUGUCAUUCCGAUUUCAAAGUGAAGAUCAUUGCUGCUCUUGGUAGCACCUUUAGUGAACUCGGUGUAAGUUUCAUUCGUGGAUAAGAAUUCAAUCUUACUGGAUAAAAGUUCAGUAGGAAGUGGAGAGAAUUUCUGAUGGAAUUCAAUGUAAUGAGCAUUUUUAGCGUUUAUUGCCGACUUAUGCGACAAAGUGAAUGGAAAGAGCUCUGUCUCAGUCACCUGGUCUUUUCUUA